Molecule: messenger RNA, 414 nt
Organism: Soboliphyme baturini
Lineage: Eukaryota; Metazoa; Nematoda; Enoplea; Dioctophymatida; Soboliphymatidae
Source: the annotation of a GenBank genome assembly
AUGGAGGGAAGAGAUCCUGAUAACGCAGAAAUCGUCGAGAGAAACGGCGAAAGAGAAGAUCGUGAAUUGGUAUGGACAUCGGGGGAUGCGGAUGAGGAAAAACGACAAAAGAAAAAGAAAUCGCUUCGUGGGCUGCGGAGGGAAGUAAAAACUGAUCGCGAGCACUUUCGUUUGCAGACACACGAUGAUGCGAAGACCCCGAAUGUUAACCUGAUGUCUGCGAAUGAUGGUGGCAGCUUCAUCCAUCGACUAUGCGGAGGCGGCUCUUUUGGUCGUCUCAGGGGCGUAUUCGACCCCCCCCCCCUUAAUCAGCCCACCCUUAUGGGACGCCUUCGUUUUCAGGGAUGCGAGCGAUCGAUCGUUUCCCUUGGCUACACCUCUUCCGGUGGUCUUCGUGUCGUAGGCGCAUUCUGA